AGGCGGGCCGGCACGUACCAUACGAGUGAGACCAGCUCAGCAGCGUGGAUCAAGACUCAUUAGAAGUGUACAUUUGAGCUUAAAAAUUGCGUCGAAUUCGUUGAGAAAAAAAGGUGUUUGGAUCGAGGACCGGUGCCGUUUGCAUGCAAAGAUGCUGAGGCUUUCGUUACUGCUUUGUGCGCUGGUAGCGAUGAUCGGAGCUCAGGAUGAGAGCAAACCUGAAAGUUUGGAGCUGUCAUCGCUGAACGGUAAAAUUCGAGGAUCGUUUUUGACGUCGCGUCUCGGCAGGAAAAUAUACGCGUUUCGUGGUCUGAGAUACGCAGAACCGCCGACCGGACAGCAGCGUUUCAAACAAGCGAUACCGGUGGCUCCGUGGAACGAGGUUUUCGAUGCGACUGAAGAAGGACCUUCGUGCCCGCAACCCGGAGGACGUUUACAGUCUGAGGAUUGCCUCCGUCUCAACGUUUACACGACUCAGCUGCCGUCGAAGAACUCGAGCGACGUCGAAGGUACGAUGAGGCCCGUAAUCGUUUAUUUUCAUCCCGGAGGUUACUACGGCUCUUCCGGGCAGAGUUAUAUCGAAGGGCCGCAGUAUUUGAUGGAUCAGGACAUCGUGCUCGUUGUAGUUAAUUACCGACUGGCCUCUUUGGGUUUUUUCAGCACCGGAGAUUCUUUGGCACCGGGAAAUUUGGGUUUGAAGGAUCAGGUCGAGUCCCUUCGUUGGGUGAAGAAAAAUAUAGCCGCGUUCGGCGGUGAUCCGAAUUGCGUUACAAUCGCCGGUUACAGCGCAGGCUCGUGGAGCAUUUCCUUGCACCUUUUGUCACCGAUGAGCGAAGGUCUGUUCCACCGUGCGAUAGCGAUGAGCGGAUCGGCCACUUAUCAGGAGCCUCUGCCACCGCAUCAGAAGCAUUUGGCCCAGAAGCAAGCAGAACUUCUGGGAUGUCCGACGGACACGACGGGCAGCAUGCUGGUGUGUCUCAACGGAAAAAGCGCUCAAGAAAUCGGCGAUUCUCUGCCUCAUUUCUUCGAAUGGCACAACGAUCCAAUUCUCAUUUGGCUUCCCGUCGUCGAACCGGAAGUUCCCGGAGUCGAAAGAUUCUUGACGGCUCAACCGAUCGAUUUGAUAAGAGAAGGAAAAUUCCAUCAUGUUCCUCUCAUCACUGGGGUCACGAAAGAUGAAUUCGGCGGCGUCGUCGUUCCCAUGAUCGAAGAAGCUCGCAACGGAAAUAUCUCGACUUUCGAAGAUCUCAAUGAACAUUGGGAUAAAAUAGCUCCGAUCAGCUUUCUGUACGAACGAAAUACUCCACGAUCUGCCGAGAUCAGCACAGCCCUCAAGCAGUUUUACCUCAACGAUGAACCAAUAGGCCUAAACAACACUGAUGGACUGGCUAAACUCUACGCCGAUGGCGUUAUCGGAUUUUCCGUUCAUCGUUUGGCGCAUCUUAUGGCCAAGGCCAGCAAGCAACCGGUUUAUUAUUACGAAUUCACGUAUCAGGGGCGUUUCAGUCAUGUCACUUGGAACGAUACUCAUAAACCUUACGGCGUCGUUCAUCACGACGAUCUUCUGUACCUUUUCUGCGUCAGUUUCUUCCCAUAUUUUGAAGAGAAUGCACCAGAAAUUCCGACGGUUGAGAGGAUGACUAAGAUUUGGGCUAAUUUCGCUAAAACCGGCGAGCCUAUACCGAGGGACGACGAUAAAUUUGCGAACGUAACGUGGAGUCCGUUCGAUGUGGAGAACAAAAGGUACCUGGAGAUCGGCGAGGAACUUGUGAUGAAAACGAAUCUCCACGCCGACAGAAUGAACGAGUGGGAGCGCCUGUUUCCUCUGCAGCCACCGACGCUUCAGUCCGAAUCUCACACGAAAAUAGUUGGAAAGCCUCAGAGCUGUUUCAGUGUCGAGCGGAACUCUGCGUACCGAUUGAAUCUUCGAAAUACUUUAUUCCAAUCGCCGUGCGUCGACUGCAUAACUGAGUUAGGAAUGAGAAAUUCUCAUUUCUUCGUAAUGGAACUCCGCGUUUUUCUCGUUGCGGUCGCAUUUUUGGCUCUGACAAUGGCACCGAACGAAGCCCAAAGCAACGCGAACGUUAAUCCACAGGUCUCUACACCUCUCGGACGAAUCGAAGGAUCGUUCAUGAAGACGCGACUGGACAAACAGAUUUAUGCUUUUCGAGGCAUUAGAUACGCCGAAGCACCGACCGGAGAUUUACGUUUCAAGGUGGCAGUACCAGCGAAGCCUUGGAACGAUGUUUUCAACGCAUCUGAGGAAGGGCCCUCGUGUCCCCGUCCCUCAGGGAGACUCAUGGACGAGGAUUGUCUCCGAGUCAAUGUUUACACCACCAAACUUCCUGCGACCGCGUCGUGUGCGAGUGUUGCCGAGGGAACGAAGAAGCCGGUGAUGGUGUUCUUCCAUCCGGGCGGCUUUUACGGAUUUUCCGGGCAGAGCUAUCUCUUCGGACCUCAAUACAUUUUGGAUCAGGACAUUGUUCUCGUCACGGUUAAUUACCGUAUAGGACCACUCGGCUUCCUGGCGACCGGCGAUUCAGUCGCCCCAGGCAACCUUGGUCUCAAGGAUCAAGUAAUUGCGUUGCGAUGGGUCAGGGACAACAUCGCAUCGUUCGGAGGGGAUCCGGAUUCCGUGACGAUAUCGGGUUACAGUGCUGGUUCAUGGAGCGUCGCUCUCCACAUGAUGUCACCAAUGUCAGAGGGUCUUUUCCACAGAGCAAUUUCUAUGAGUGGUUCACCAACGAAGGGUGAGCCGUUGACGUACGAGCAGGUUGAUUACGCGAAAAAACUAGCUCGGAUUUUCAAGUGUCCCGAAGACGCGAGCGAAAAAAUAGUCGAAUGUCUCAGGAACCAAGACGCUGAGGCUAUUGCAAAAACUUUUUCACAAUUUGCGGAAUGGCACUUUGACCCGAUCAGAGUCUGGUCGCCUGUCGUCGAACCGAACAUUCCCGGACUCGAGAGAUUCAUCGUCGAUCAACCUGCGAAUCUCAUCAGAGGAGGCAGGAUCCAUCAAGUGCCUUUCUUGGCUGGGGUCACCAGGGACGAGUUCGAUUAUCUGACGAUGAACGAAGUGGUCCAGGCCAGAAAAGGAAACGAUUCGAUAUUCCGAGACUUGGAUCAAAAUUGGGAGAACAUUGCACCAAUAAGUUUUCAAUAUGAACGAAAUACUCCAAGAUCGAAGAGGAUCAGUCAAGAAUUGCGAGACUAUUAUUUCAAGGGACAGUCGAUCAGUUUGGAAACUGUGCAAGGUCACGCUCAUUGUUACGCCGACUCGAUCGUCGGUUUUCCAAUGCAUCGUCUCGUUCACUUAGUCGCCGGAGUUUCGAAAAAACCGGUUUAUUAUUACAGAUUCAUUUACGAAGGGAGAUACAGUCUCGCUAAGUGGCCGAAUACGCAAGACCCAUAUGGUGUCGUACAUCACGACGAUUUGCAGUAUCUAUUUUACAUGAGCAUCUUGCAUUAUUUCGAGCCAGAUGCACCAGAAACCCCAAUCGUCGAGAAGAUGACUGCGAUGUGGGCGAAUUUCGUGAAAACCGGUGAACCCAUUCCUAAAAACAAUAAAGCAUUCGAAGGCGUUAUUUGGGAACAAUUUACACCUGAAAACAACAGAUAUAUGGAAAUUAGUAGAACUCUGACGAUGAAAACUGGUGUGAAUCUUGAGAGAAUGCAAGUUUUUGAGAAUCUCUUUCCACUGGAUCCUCUGUCCAGUUCAAGCACAACUACUCCAGGUCAUUGAAAUAAAUUCUCCAUCGUUUGUGUCGAAAACUUGGAAAAAAACUACGAUUUUAAAGUUUUUUUCCACCUGCUUUUCAAAUGCUCACGUCUAUUUUUUCAUUUGUUUUAAUGCACAUGAAACUUUUUGCAAUGAAAUUGUUUCUGUAUCCGUCGUAUCAGGAAAAAGAUACUUUCACUUUCCACAAAAAAUGAAUGAUGCAGACAAUUUUGUAGUCAACAAUUCCACGCAUUCACUCCCAGAUUUCUGUACAUUCGGCAUACAAGAAUCAUUUUCCUCCGUUCGAGAUUAAAGAAACACGGGAGCCCGUCAACUCAUUAGUCAAUGACCAGAAGCGGAAAAUGCACAGCGCAACGAGACUGUGCACGAAGAAAAGCUUCGAAUCUGUAAAUAAUAAGAAAAAAUAAAAAAUAGAUACUGUAUGCGGAUCAGAAAACCA
This is a messenger RNA of Venturia canescens, 4175 nucleotides long. RefSeq lists its product as uncharacterized. The record is from RefSeq and is a predicted model, not a curated record. Lineage: Eukaryota; Metazoa; Arthropoda; Insecta; Hymenoptera; Ichneumonidae. The coding region runs from base 152 to 3739 and encodes 1195 amino acids. The transcript has 17 exons.